GCCAGGCAAACAAUGCGCGGAGAGCGGCGGAGACUCCGAAGGGUGCUCGACCUCCAGCGGGAACGCGCCUCACUCCACGCGCGGGGACGCGCUUCGCUUCUAAGAGGGCAAAGGCGAUGGUGGGCGAGGGGAUCUCGCUGUAAAGCGGCCGGAUUUCCCCCCAAAGACGCCCCUCAUUAAGCUUGCGAGGAUGAAGUACAAGUUAUUUGGAUGGAUGCUUUUCAAAAGUGGGGGCCAAGAUGUGUGGUGGAGGACAUUGGCAAGUGGACAGCAACUGGGGGAGAAAGCGCAUGCGAAUGAGAGCGAUGAAAAACCAACUGUGUGAUCAUUGAAAAUUCCACUAAGAUCCUUAACAGACGACUGCUCACAUAUUUAAAACAUGUUUUCUACAUCCAGAAGGAAUCUUAUGGCAAGAGCCCUAUAUGAUAAUGUCCCAGAAUGUGCAGAAGAGCUUGCCUUCCGCAAAGGUGACAUUUUGACAGUGAUUGAACAGAACACUGAAGGACUGGAAGGAUGGUGGCUAUGUUCUUUACAUGGACGGCAAGGUAUUGUUCCGGGAAACCGUGUCAAGCUUCUGAUAGGCCCUGUGCCAGAGAGCCCACCCAGCCAAGACUUGUCAAAUUCAGGAUCCGUUCACCAGCCCUUUAACCAGCAAAAGGUUUACCAAGUGCCAAGUGCGCAUUCUUCACCUCGGGAUCCCGUCUAUCAAGUGCCUCCUUCCUGCACGAAUCAGGGAAUCUACCAGGUCCCCACGGGCCAUGGUCUUCAGGGGCAUGACGUUUACCAAGUGCCUCCAUCUGGGCAGAGGGGUUUUGGUGCAGUAGAAGGCUCUCCAACAAGCAACAAGGUAAUAACUCCAGUCAGGUCAGGACAAGGUUAUGUUUAUGAGUUCCCUACCAAAUACCAGAAGGAUACCUAUGAUAUCCCACCAGCUCGUCCUCUCCAAGGGAUCUAUGAUGUCCCCCCUGUGUCCUUUAAAGCUGCUGGGCAAGCAGCUCAAACAAGUGAUGUGAAAUCUCAAGGGGUCUACGAUGUUCCUUCUCUAAAAGGGACCUAUGCCAUUCCCCCUUCGGCAUGUAAAGAUGAUUCCAGAGAAUGCUCACCAGAUUCAGGAGCUUGCGUAAAGCAUGAAAAAAGACCGGAGGGUGUGUAUGAUGUCCCUCCCCCCACACCCAAAGCAGCUACAAAAGAACCCGGGCAAAAAUGUUGUUGCAAUCCACCCAUCUCUUCUAACCUAUCACCACAUCCCCAAGAUGUCUAUGAUGUCCCUGUGAGCCACCAAACUCAGUUUGUGGGACAGCUGAUUGCUCCCCAGAGUGAUGUCUAUGACACUCCCAGAGGAGUCCCGUUCCCUGUGCAGCCCUUGGAAUUUGGAGACAGUCUAAAUCCUGAAUCAAAAGAAGGUGUGUAUGAUGUACCUCCACAGGUCAGUCAGGACACUAAAAAAAUGCAGGAUGUGACUGAUGGGAUGAACAGGUUGUCUUUCUCUAGUACGGGGAGCACAAGGAGCAAUAUGUCCACAUCUUCCACCACCUCAAAGGAAUCAUCAUUUUCAUCCACUCCUUCUCAAGACAAACGAUUAGCACUGGAUCCUGACACAGCCAUAGAAAGACUUUACUGGCACCAGAACACAGUGGAGACCACUGUCUCCAGUUUAAUGGCCCUUGUCACCCCUGAAUGGCGGUCUUACGAGUACAUGGAAAAGCACAUCAACAAGAUCCACACUGCUAUUGACAAGGUGGAGCAAUCACUAGUUGAUUAUCUUCAUUUUGCGAAAGGGGCAACAGCCAAUGCUUCCUUCCUUUCAGAACUCAGCCUCCACAGUAAGCUGAGGAGGGAACUGCAGAGACUGGAAGAUUCCUAUCAGAUUUUGACCCAGACUAGCCAAGACCUCAAUAACUGCAGCUGGUCCUUGAAUGUCCUGGCCCGCAACAAGCCCCAGAACAAAUGUGAUGACCUGGAUCGAUUUGUGAUGGUGGCACGGACAAUACCGGAUGAUGCUAAACAAGUGACCACCAGCAUCGGUAUCAAUGCUGAGGUGCUCUUCAAGGAAGGGCCUAGCAGCUCCUACACAAAGAAUACUUCCGAAAGCAUGGGGCCAGCUGUGGAUUAUGUGUAUGACAAUCCUCAGGCCCUGAUGUCUCAGCCUGGAAACAAGAGCCAGGACAACUGCACUUCUUUGCCUCCACUUCUUUCUAAAGGCCAACAUUACCAAUGCAACAGCAGCGAUGGUUCAGAAAAGAGCUGGAUGGACGAUUAUGAUUAUGUGCACUUGCAGGGGAAGGAAGAAUUUGAAAGGCAACAGAAGGAGCUGCUAGAAAAGGAAAAUAUCAUCAAACAGAACAAGAUGCAACUGGAGCAUCAUCAGCUGAAUCAGUUCCAGUGGCUGGAACAAGAAAUCACAAAACCUGUGGAAAACGACAUCUCAAAGUGGAAGCCACCUCAAAGCCUUCACCCUGUGAACAGCCUGGUAGCCUCCCAAGAAAGGCAGUUACUCUUAUUUUAUUCGGACCAAUGUGAGACUCAUUUCAUUUCCCUCUUAAACGCCAUUGAUGCCUUCUUCAGCUGCAUUAGUGCCGCUCAGCCACCAAGGAUCUUUGUUGCCCAUAGCAAGUUUGUCAUCUUGAGUGCCCAUAAACUGGUAUUCAUUGGGGACACUCUGAGCCGGCAGUUAACAGCUCAGGAAAUACGCAAUAGCAUCAUGAACUCCAGCAACCAGCUUUGUGAAUUGCUUAAAAGCAUUGUCAUGUCCACCAAGGUGGCAGCCUUGAAUUAUCCAAGCACAUCGUCCCUCCAAGACAUGGUAGACCGCGUGACUGAACUUUCCCACUAUGCACAGUUGUUUAAAUGUUCCUUGGCACACAUGGCCUCUUAGUGAGGUGUGCAAAAUGGACUCCAACCCUAUGGGGAAAAAACUAAUGCUUAAGAAAAGAACUGGAAAUGUUUUCUAUAUUGUGUUUUAAAAAAUUAAACGUGAUCAUUUAUUUUUUCCCCUAGAUGUUUUAUAUCAAAUAUUUUAAAUUCAUUUUAUGGAUUAGAAAUUAUAAAAUUUUCUAGCAAUCUCUGUCAUCUCUUUAUCAAGUUAAAAUAUGCAUAUAUAAAUAUGAAAUGAUAUUCUGCACAUAUGUAUAUUUUGUGACAUUCCAUAAAGUUCCUUUAGUAAGCACCUUAACGAAAAUAUCCCAUCAGUUUGGUGUAUAUGUGGCCUGGAGUUUUCAGAAAAUCCAUUAACCGAAUACUACUAUUGCAUUGGGGGAGGGGUUUAUAGUAUGUACAUAUAUAUAUAUACAAUAUAUAUAUUAUUUUAGUUUAAUUAUCCAAACAAUGUUGUAAAAGCUGUGGCAGUUUUUAAAUAUUAUUAUUUUAGUCCCAGUUGCCUUCCCAAAACAAAUCCUACUUGGCAUAGGUUGCUAUUAAAUAAAACUGAACUGACUUAUGCUAA
This is a messenger RNA of Anolis sagrei ordinatus, 3442 nucleotides long. It is a transcript of the gene NEDD9, whose product is annotated as neural precursor cell expressed, developmentally down-regulated 9. NCBI's taxonomy places the organism in Eukaryota, Metazoa, Chordata, Lepidosauria, Squamata, Anolidae. Gene Ontology annotation, molecular function: protein binding. Gene Ontology annotation, biological process: cell surface receptor protein tyrosine kinase signaling pathway; cell migration. Gene Ontology annotation, cellular component: plasma membrane; cytoplasm. The record is from RefSeq and is a predicted model, not a curated record.